AUGAAAUUCAGUGUCAAUAAAUUACUGUCCAUUACAUGCUUAUUAGCCCUCGCUAGUUUGACUAUCGCUGCUCCACUGCAAGAUAUUUCUGUUACUUCCAUCGAUCUUGCAGAGAACACUUACAAUGCACAAGGAGAUGAGCAUCUCUUUGUUACUGUCACCAGAGUGGAUGACUUGAUUGAUGACGAUGGCACUCUUUUGGCUGAGCGCAUCAUGGCAGUGCGAGUUACUUUUGAUGUCGUCGAGAACCAACUGAUGUGUAACGGUAGACCAGUUGAUAUUGGCGUCUCCAACAUCCAAGUUGAGGCUCAGAUGGCAAACAACCCUGCUAAAUUGUCCAUUGCAUCAGAAGAAGACGCUGCAUUGUUGGCUGAUACCUUUGAUAUCGGCCUUGUUACAGUUGAAGUUACUGCAAGCGUAUUGGACGAACUCAAGACAGAUGAUGGCAUGGUGUUCCGCAGAAUCAGCGUCCAAGAAUUAAUCACUGAAAUCAACGGUGAGAAGGUAGUCCAGACCGAAGCUGGUCAGCAGAUUUUGGAUGUGUUCGAAAACGGCUCAUUGAUCAAGUGGUCUGUCGACCCUCUCACUGGUUUCAUGUUGCCUGGUCCUGCAGCCAUUGAGGACGAAAGCGUAUUCCAAGACGAUGAUGUCUUUAACAUUGUUGAUUGUCCCGGCUGCGAGUCCAUUGAUCUCCAAGACUGGUGGAAUGAAACAUCUUCGGUGAACCAGGGCCUCAUUGGCGGUGCUUUUGUUGCCUUCUUUGCGGGCAUCUUUAUGAUCAUCCGUGAGUUGCUCAAACCCUCAUCCUAUGACCCUGUCGCACUCGUUGAAGAUCAAAAGAAUGCCACUGACGAACAAAUCUGGGACAAGAAGGCACAACCUCCUGCCUACGUUGAACAAGAGGAAGAGAAACAACCUUUUUUGAAUGAAUCCAAGUAA
Mucor velutinosus is the source of this 939-nucleotide messenger RNA. RefSeq lists its product as uncharacterized. NCBI's taxonomy places the organism in Eukaryota, Fungi, Mucoromycota, Mucoromycetes, Mucorales, Mucoraceae. Bases 1 to 939 code for a protein of 312 amino acids. The record is from RefSeq and is a predicted model, not a curated record. The transcript has 3 exons.